AUGACGGAGCUGAGCGACAUGGUCAAGCGACCGGGGAAGAAGGGAAAGAAACUGGCUGCUCAGACCAAAGCGGUAGAGUGUGAGCUGAGACAGCGACGAGAGAAAUCACUGGGUAUACGCAUGUCACAGUUUGAGAGCGACUCCAUCACGAUGCUACAUCGUCGCAUUGGCGACUUCUGCUGUGUGUCGCUCCUCAUACAAACAGACAUGGAGUAUGUGGGGAAGCUAUGGAAGAGAGAUCUCGACAAGCAGCACGGAUGGCAGUUCCAGGCACCGCUUAGACCACUGAAAGACCCUGCGGUGGGCGACACUUCGGCAUUGAAAGACCCUACGACACUUUGCCCGCUGAGCGGUCGACGUCUGGCGCUGGCGCCAAAAGGAGCGUGUCUUCUCGCAGGGCCGGAGGCUGGGGAUGGCGCUAGUGCCGGAAGCGGUGACUUGGCGUUUGCGACAACAAAGCAAGUACCCACGCUUAAAGAGUCUGAUUUGUCGCGACGGGUGGAGCAGGUGAGCAACAACAUGUCUGAGAGGGGAGAAACUGCGAGUAAUCAAUCAGAGCAGGUUCUCAGGGAGCGCUGUGCCGCUCUCCAGCAGCAGCUCAACGAAGAGUACGAUCGAGCUGGGAAUCUGGAGCAGAAGAACGACAAACUCAAAGAUGAGAACGCCCGCUACAAGAACGAGUUCGAAAAACUCAAGCGCGAACGAGAAGACACGGAAUACGCGCUCAAGAAGAGCGAAGAGACACUCGUGGAAGAGCAGAGCACCAUCAAGACUCUCGAGGCGCGCAAUGUCAAGCUCGACCACGACCUCGCGCUCAAGGAAGCUGCCCUCAAAGACAAAGACAACCAAAACGCCAAUCUCUUCGCCGAUUACCAACAGCUUUAUGCCAAUUACAACGACAAGCUCGGCGAGCUCGAUGACAUACGCGUCAAACUCCUAGAGAAAAAGUUGGAGUUCGACGAUCUGCAGGAUCAAUGGUCAACGGACCAGAAACGGAUCGCGGAUCUGGAGGCGGCUAUACAAGAACACGAGGACUCCAACCUGGUCGCCGAGCUCGAGAACGACAUCGCUGGACUCCACGCCAUACAGGAGCAGGACUCCAGGACUAUCAUUGUCAAAGAUGAGCGUAUUAGUCACUUGGAGGGCUUGCUUCAGAAGGAGCAGCAGCGCACCCUUCACCACGCCGACGAAGCUGCUCGAACGGCCGCUGCCUCUCCAGUCGACGACCAAAGGCAUAUCGGCAGCUUGGGAGGCACACUCGAAGAUGAAUUUUCUAGCCUGAUGCUCGACGAGAGCGACUUUAUCGACUGCGAGCCCAGCGAAUACGAGCUUGAGAUACAGUCACUCUCUGCCGUGUACGUAGCUGCCAGUGUCACGCCUGUUGCUGCACGUGUACCUGAGAGCCAGAUUGAUAUAAGCCAGGCCGCCAGCGUGGAGCCUCGCAACCCAGCCCCCGCACCGCCAUGCUCUAUCGUUGUCAACAAGGCUGGCAGCACUGAGCCCGUGGCUGUCAAGACGUCCAUACACGCCAUUGCUGUAAGCAAUGCCGCCAGUGUGGAACCCCGCGAUCCAAUGCCAGUGCCGCCGUCCACCAUCGACGUCAGCGAGGCCGCCAGCACCGCGCCUAAAGCCGUGAGGGUGCCCGAACAAACAACCGGAUUCUACACGACCUUGAGCACUUCGCCUAUCGAGCCGCCUCGUGUUGAACUCUCCUUAUGCGACGUGCAAGAUAUUGUCAGCUUUGCGCCUGACCAGCCUGCUAUUGCGCCUUUGAACUACUCCCUCCAGAACGUGGCCAGCACUGAGCCUGUCGAGCCUGCUCGCGUUCCCCUCUCCAUUGUCGAUGUUAAUCAUAUCGCGAGCUAUGCGCCUGACCAGCCUGCUGGUGUGCCUCUGGAUUACUCCCUUCAGAACGCAGCAAGCACCGAGCCUAUCGAGCCCCCUCGCGCUCAUCUCUCCAUGGUUGAUGUCCAUGACAUCGCUAGCUAUGCGCCCAAACAGCCCGCUGGUACGCUUCUGCGCCUGCAUGAACAGAAAUCAGUCAGUACUGAGCCCAUUGAGCCAGCUCGCGAUACCCUCGCUUUCGACGACGUGUACGACGUUGCGAGCUUCGCGCCCAAACGGCCUGCGUCUGUUGCCUCCACAAUUUCCAGACACGAGAUUGCCGACUUUGCGCCGAAAGAGCCUAGCCUUCCACUGCUCACUGUGGACGUGACUGAAGCUGCUAGCACGCGUCCGAUUGCCCGUCAGAUCACCAGCGCUGAAUUUUCUACCCAAACCGACGCGCCUGUUACUACCAACAACUUCUCCACCCAGACCGAUGCGCCCACAACCACCGAAUCGCCCGCCCAGACCGACGCACCUGCGCUCACGAGCCAGCUCCUGACUCACACGGCUCUCGCAACGACCCCAAUCGAACCGAGCACCCAGAUUACGACUGCCAAGCCCAACAACCAUAUCACUCCCGUUAUGGUCACUCGCGAAAUCAAACCUGUCGAGCAGACUCUUCCCGAGCCCGAACCAGAGCGUCCCAAUACUAUGACCGAAGCUCAGGCGCAUACAAACAAUGACCCUGCCGAAGAACGUGUAAUAGGCAAGACAACCCUUGUCAUGGCUCCGCGGGCUAAAAGGGCUCGAUUCGCAGGCUGGAUUCCCAUUUUGUCCACUGUGCUUUUCGCAGUCUGGUCACUCAUUCUCCAAGCCGAGCUAGCUACCUGGAAGAACGCGAACGGAGUCGGUUUCGGUGGUGGCCAUGGUAACGUGGCUAGCCGCAGUGGUGCUCACGGCAAUGGUCGUGACCUCUUUGGUGACAUUCCCAUCGGCAUGAACAUUGGCAAUUCAUGGGUGUCGGAGCAGAUUGCGCAACGCAUGUCUGUGGCCAUGUCAUUCCUCGAAGAUUGGGUUGGAAUUGUCAACGAGCCCAUGUAUUGA
Messenger RNA from Alternaria burnsii, 2931 nucleotides. RefSeq lists its product as uncharacterized. The transcript has 2 exons. NCBI's taxonomy places the organism in Eukaryota, Fungi, Ascomycota, Dothideomycetes, Pleosporales, Pleosporaceae. The record is from RefSeq and is a predicted model, not a curated record. Bases 1 to 2931 code for a protein of 976 amino acids.